This is a messenger RNA of Ziziphus jujuba (common jujube), 2595 nucleotides long. Its product is annotated as O-fucosyltransferase 9. The coding region runs from base 560 to 2254 and encodes 564 amino acids. NCBI's taxonomy places the organism in Eukaryota, Viridiplantae, Streptophyta, Magnoliopsida, Rosales, Rhamnaceae. The record is from RefSeq and is a predicted model, not a curated record. The transcript has 10 exons.
CCCACCCACCCACUCACUGAUCCAUCCAUCCAUUAUCGCUCUCUCUCUUCCAUCAACCAACCAUCGCACUUUCUUUUCUUCUUUCUUUCUUUCUUUCUUUCUCGCCUUUUGUUUUUUUAUAUCUCUUUUCUCACUUUCAUUUUCUCUCUGCAUGUCCUUCCCGUUUGUUUCUCGAGAAAAAAAAAAAAAAUCUUUUUUCUUUUCCCUUUCUCGAGAACACACACUGACAGCCAAUUCAACAUACAUAUUUCAAAAAAAGAAAAAAGUGAAGUCAUUGAGGAAUCUAGAAAAAAAAAAAAAAAAAGACCGACUUUUAAUUUUUUCUCUUAUCUUUUUUACUGUAAUAAUACUGUUAGAGAGUAAAGUGUUUCUAUAUUUCUGUUUUAGUAUUUGUAGUUUGUGAAUGUAGGCUGAAGGAAGAGGUUUUGAGAAUGUAGAUGUUUUCGUUCUCCGAGCUCUUUCUCAGAUCUUCGGCUUUUUUCUAGGGAUUUUUUUUUUUUUUUAGUUUUUUUAAUAGAACCCUAGCUCUAGGUCGUCUAGCUCCUCUUUUACAUUAACAAUGCACGGCUACAGCCGACUCGGCACUGCACGGGUUAAUGGCUCGCCGCCGUCCUCGCCUCGGUUCCGCCACGGUCGGAAUAAGAACACCGGUGGUGGGAGGGGAUCAAAGCAGAGCAUUUUGGAGAAGCUUGUGUUUGUACUAAUAUCGGCGGUGUUUAGGAGGCGAGGCGUGCUGUUGUUCGCUCCGCUGUUGUACAUUUCAGGGAUGUUGUUGUAUAUGGGUACGGUGAACUUUGAUGUUAGUUUUAAGAACGCUGUUGUUGUUGUCCACAAGCGUCCUCCUCCGGGCUCCGUUUAUAGAAGCCCUCAGGUUUUCCAGAAGCUCUGGUCUCUUAUGGAAGCUGAGAGCAAUGGAACUAAUAAUGGGUUAAUGUCAAUAUGGAAUUUUAAACUGCGGCAAGGCUGGAAGCCUUGUGUUAAAAAGGAUAUCUCCAAAGCAGAAUUGCCAAAUUCAAAUGGUUUCUUCAUAAUUGAAGCAAAUGGUGGGUUAAACCAGCAACGAAUAUCGAUUUGUGAUGCAGUUGCUGUGGCUGGUCUACUAAAUGCAACUCUUGUCAUUCCAAUUUUUCAUUUAAAUAGUGUUUGGCGAGAUUCCAGCCACUUUGGGGAAAUAUAUGAUGAAGAUUUCUUCAUUCAUGCACUCAGACAUCAUGUGAAUGUUGUCAGAGAACUACCAGAAGAUAUACUUCAGCGUUUUGAUAAUAAUAUAAGCAAUAUUGUUAAUCUGAGACUAAAAGCUUGGUCAAGUCCCACCUACUAUCUUCAGAAGGUCCUGCCAAAGUUGAUGGAGCUGAAGGCUGUACGCGUUGCACCUUUCUCCAACAGAUUGGCUCAUGCAGUUCCUUCAAACGUCCAAGGGCUUAGAUGCUUAGCUAAUUUUGAAGCACUGAGAUUUUCACAACCUAUAAAAACACUGGCAGAGAAAAUGGUUGAUCGAAUGGUUAAGAAUAGCUCCCACAGUGGUGGAAAAUAUGUUUCAGUCCAUCUUCGGUUUGAAGAAGACAUGGUUGCUUUUUCAUGCUGCGAAUAUGGUGGUGGGGAUGAAGAGAAACAUGAAAUGGAUGUUGCUCGAGAAAGAAGCUGGAGAGGAAAAUUCAGGAGAAGGGGUAGAGUAAUAAGGCCUGGUGCAAAUCGCAUGGAUGGAAAAUGCCCUUUAACUCCAUUGGAGGUUGGAAUGAUGCUGAGGGGCAUGGGUUUUGAUAAUACCACCUCAGUAUACGUUGCAGCAGGAAAAAUUUAUAAAGCAGAAAAAUACAUGGCCCCACUUAAGCAGAUGUUUCCACGAUUAGAAACGAAAGAUACACUGGCAACUCAAGAAGAACUAGCUCCUUUUAAGGGCCACUCAUCUAGGUUGGCUGCCCUUGAUUAUACGGUAUGCCUUCACAGUGAAGUAUUUGUCACCACCCAGGGUGGAAAUUUUCCCCACUUUUUGAUGGGUCACAGGCGCUACUUGUAUGGGGGACAUGCCAAGACAAUAAAACCUGACAAGAGGAGAUUAGCAUUAUUAUUUGAUAAUCCCAACAUCAAAUGGGAUGCCUUUAAGCGGCAAAUGCGAGACAUGCUUCGCCGCAGUGAUCAAAAGGGUAUUGAAAUGAGAAAGGCCAGUGGAUCACUCUAUACAUUUCCCAUGCCAGAUUGCAUGUGUAAACAAGCCGAAGCAAGUAUCGAAAGCAGUAAUACCACAGAUACAUAGAUAGGAGCUUCAGUAUAAAAAAUUGUCUUGGUUAAUAAUUUAUUUUAUUUUUUUUGUAUACAUGUAAUUUAUGUAACAUCGUUCGAUUUGAGUUGUGAUGUGAUUCUUUCAUUCGAGUAGAGUGGUGUUGGAGGUUCUGAUUCUUUGUUGGGUUGAGUAGGACUGCCAUCCGAACCAGUGGUUUGGUUAACAAAAUUCAUUGUACAUGGAAGGUAAAAAUUCUUUUGUAGCAAAAAUCUUCUGCUUCUUUUCUUCUGUGACUCGAUGGAAGAGUAUUUUGUAACAAGCAAUGUUCAAACUUUGUUUUGAUUAUUAUUAUUAUUAUUAUUAUUUUAUUGUUA